AACACUCUAAGCGUGAACUACCCAAUACUCAACUCGAAUUUUAUUGCAAGGGUUUCUCCCUCUUAAUAAUUAAAUGAAUGAUAACUUCACAUCUUUGAGUGAAUGAUGAGCUUUUUGAAUUAAUAUUGUGUUUCGCGUUACAUUUACUAUUACAAUACGUUGUGAUAAAAACUUUUAAACUAUUAUUAAAAGGGUUGAAGAUCCCUGAAGUCUUUCGCGGGAUAUAAUGAUAGGAAUCUGGCAUAACCACGAGAAUACGGUGGCGCUCAGCGGCGGCGGCGCGGGUCGCGGUCGAUAGUAUUACGGCGCGCGCCCGCGUCGGCCACACAGCGCGCACUCGCCCGCAGCCAUGGUGCGCGACAAGAAGUCGCCGCACAAAUCCGACUCGAUCAAAUCUAGUACGAACCUAGUGGGCAAGUUCACGCAGAGCGUUCGUCGGAUAGUUCAAGAUGUCAAAGAUGAGGGCACUUCUAGCGGGCAGACAAAGGAAGAGGUGAUCGAAACAAAUGAGAGACUGCGAGCGGUACGGGUGAGACUGGAUGAGAACUAUGAUACAGCAAAGAAAGCUCUUGUGACGCUAAUGGCACGGUACAGCGAAUCUAAAUCUCAGAGGAACGUGUUUACUAGAUACCCGAUGCUGAAGGCUAUGAUUAAGGAUGUGAUUCGCCUAGAAACGCAGUACUGGUCCUUAGUCGAGAUCCCGAGGCAGGAAAAAGCGGAAACAGUACCAGCGUUCGUGCUCCGAGCAUGCGCCAUCAUGGAGAAGACACAGAAAUCUGGAGAAGGUGUGAAGACAUCUUCGAAGCUAGCUGAAGAAGCAGCAGACAGAAGGGAACGGAUAGAAAGACUGAAUGACAUGACAACGUCUCAAAUAGAAGCCGAGAACACACAAAUGACAAAUGAUUUGUAUCGCCUGCUGAAGAAAUAUACUGGGCUAAGGAACCUCAUCAGGGAGCUUAAGUCGGAGUACGUCAGUUCGAAAAUAUACCCGAUGUUUCCCCGAUACACUAUGCUGAAAGACAUGAUCAAGGAUAUCAUGCAUGAUCCUGACUACAUGGAAGUCUGCCAUGAGGUUGACCCAUAGCGCGGGGUGCGCAAAUAAAUGAGGCACUCCUUCACCGACCGCCAAAGGUCGAGUCGUCGCUAGCGAGAUGAGACAAUCAUGGAAGUAAGAGCAAGAGAAAUAUAUGUCUCCGUCGACAAUUUUUAUUGCAACGCUUGAAUAAUGAUACCUAAUUACUGACAGUAGAAGAUCUAUGGAAGGCAUCUAAUAAAAUUGUAAAAAAAUAUCCAUUCAAUCCUUCGAAAUUAAAAUAAUAAAUAUGACUGUUACAAGACACAUUGCUCCAAAUAUUUUUAUUUUCAAAUCAGAUCUUAAUUAAAUUUAUUUUCAUAUUACUUUUAUUCAUGUUAUUUUUAUAUGACGAAAACAUUUAAUGAAAAAUUAUAAAUAUAUACCCAAUAAUCGACAACUGUUUAAAUUUAAUAAAUCAUGCAAAGAAAACAACUACAAGAUAGAUCUAUCUAGUAAGUGCACAUAGCAAAAAGAGAGAUCGAAAACCAAAAUUUCAAUGCUUGUUAUUUCUCUAUAUAUCUUCCCCACAAUGAAAAUAUAUCAACACUACUAAGUUAUACGAUGCCGUUUAUAUGCUUCGUCUUUAUAUGAAGUAAUAACUUUAUCUACUGUCAGUACAGAGGAGAAUAUCUUGUGGUCACAUAUGGUGUGUUAGACGGAAGCUGUGGUGGCAGCUAGCGGCGAAUAGUGUGACGAGUACUCGUUUAUUUUGCGCUACUUUGUUCAUUGGACUUUGUUUAGUGUAAGUUUAGAUUCGGGUUUAGUGUUUACUAAGUACUCGUCCUUAACCAUGCAGUGUCUUAGUUUCGCAUUUAUUUCUUCAUACGUUCCUUCUGUGAAAUGUGAUUUCUGAUUACUACGUAUUUUUUAUUUCGAUAACAGAAUUAUACAAGGUGGCACCAUGUUUCUUUACUUGGAAGGUAGAUGUACAAUGUUUACAUAAAAUGGUUGCUUAAGCGAUGUCUGUAUUAGUUACUUACACUCUAACUCCAUAUUAUUUUUUUCGUUUUGGUAUUGGUAGGACUGGCUAGAUAAGAAAAGAUUCCAGAACAUCUUGUAUAAAGGUCAAGGAAUUAUAAUAUAUUUAAACAAUAUAAACUCUAUGCAAGCAUUAACAUGCUUGAGUCUAUAUAAUAAUUCCAUUUUUUUAAGAUCUUGAUCUACUAAAAAAAGUCAUAUUAAUUGUAUCGCUUGAAUAUUAUUUUAAUCAUUGACUUCCAGUUGUUCAAAAUACAUAAUUAAAUACCUAAAACAGAUAAUAGGUGCCAUCUUGUUUAAUACGAAGCUUUUAAUGUUUGCUGUUGUCAUAUACGUAUAACCCUAAAACAUAAUCACUUUUAGACAAUCUAUUUAAUCGUACUUUUCAUCUAGUCAUUCUUAUACCUACUCUUGUCAUAUCAAUAUUACAUAUGAAAUUUCUUUCAUCUCUAUACAGGAUGAAAUAUAAAUCAUUAGCAUCCUUUUAUAGGAAUAUAAAAUGUUUCACCAAAGAAAGAAAAAAAGGCGAAAUACGACAAAAAUUUUGAGCACUCCGUACUUAAUACAGCACGUACGAUAAGUUAAUAUUGAAAACUCAAAAUUUCUUGUCAUUUUUGAAUGAAAUAUCUUCCCUAAUUAGAAUCUAUGGUUUAGCAUAGAUUCGAUGCAAUAGAAGGUAGAUUUUUAUUUUUAUGUACUGCUAACGACUUGGAUUUCAGCCUGUAUGAAAAGAAUAUCCUAACAGCUUUAUCUAUACUGUGUAAUGUAUGUGUACCCAUAUAAUUGUUAAUAGACAUAUAUAGUAUAUAAAGAAUUGAAUGUAUGUGCAUACGGAUAAAAAUGCCAUUGUAUGUGUUCAACAUUGAAAUAGUAAUUGUUAAUUUAGAAUAUUAUACGGAAAAGGUUAAUUGAAAGGUUGUUUGUAAGUUUGGCGCUGAUCUGCGUGAAGUUAUAGGUAUUAAAAAUAUAUCUCACUUUUUUAUUUUAUCUACAUUUAGUAGAAGUAAUGGUACUAUAUACAAUUAAACGUUUGUACAUUGCAAUGUGUUAUUAAUAUGGUAUAUAAAUAAUAUAGAUAAAUUUAUACAAGAAUGAAAGCGAACCUGUAUCUACGAUAUACUCUUUUUCAUAUCUGAAAUACCAUAUCAUAAUACCUACUUGUUAGUAAACGUCUAUUAUUUUAGACCGUAAUUUAAAAUUGCAUGACGAAAUAAAGUUACACAAACAGAUUAAUAUUUAUUCACUAUCAGUCCGAACAAAUGCACCAAAAUUCACUCUACAUGUCUCCCUAGUUGUUGAAAAUAUAAAAAUAUAAUUUUUUUAACUAUUAAAUACUAAAGUUGCAAAGAAAUAUACGCCCACCUGAAGGUUACACUUAACCUCCUUUUUUGAAUAAUGAAAAUAUUUUUUAUAAAAAACACCAUAAAUAACGUAUAUCUCAAGUUGACAUUAAUGGUGGUUAUAACAGAAAAUUUUAUGACCUGACAUGUCUGUCGUUUCCGAAAAUUGUUUCGACUUCAUUCAGAAGUCUUCUUUUUAU
Galleria mellonella (greater wax moth) is the source of this 3593-nucleotide messenger RNA. RefSeq lists its product as uncharacterized. Lineage: Eukaryota; Metazoa; Arthropoda; Insecta; Lepidoptera; Pyralidae. Bases 350 to 1084 code for a protein of 244 amino acids. The record is from RefSeq and is a predicted model, not a curated record. The transcript is spliced from 7 exons.